AUGACGACCCAAGGCCAUGCAAAGUCGGACCGGGAGCUCGCUGUCAACAUCCAAAAGGCGACCAACUCGGACGAGACAGCUCCCAAACGCAAGCAUGUCCGCAGCUGCAUCGUCUACACAUGGGACAACAAGUCAUCCAUCGCGUUUUGGUCGGGGAUGAAAGUCCAACCGGUCAUGGCCGACGAAGUGCAGACAUUCAAGGCGCUCAUCACGGUACACAAGGUGCUGCAAGAGGGCCACCCAAUCACGCUGAAGGAGGCGAUGGCGAACCGGUCGUGGAUCGAGUCUUUGAGCCGCGGGGCCGAGGGUAUGCGCGGAUACGGGCCUCUGAUCUACGAGUACGUGCGGUACCUCCUGGCAAAGCUCGCCUUCCACCACGAGCACCCCAACUUCAACGGGACAUUUGAAUACGAGGAGUACCUCUCUCUGAAGCUGAUUAACGAUCCGAACGAGGGCUACGAGGUCAUCUCGGAUCUCAUGUCUCUACAAGACAAGAUCGACACGUUCCAGAAGCUCAUCUUUGCCCACCUGCGGGCGACAGGCAAUGAAUGCCGCAUCUCGGCACUGGUGCCGCUUGUGCAAGAAAGCUAUGGGCUGUACAAGUUUGUGACAAGCAUGCUUCGGGCGAUGCAUCAGACGACGGGAGAUGACGAGGCUCUUCAGCCGCUGCGCGAACGCUACGACGCCGAACAUUACCGUCUCGUCAAGUUUUACUACGAAUGCUCGAACCUCCGGUACCUGACGUCGCUGAUCACGAUUCCGAAGCUUCCGGCCGACCCGCCGAACCUGCUGGCAGACGAGGGCAGUGCACCGGCGCUUCCGGCGCGACCAAAGCAAGAGAUCGAGCGGGCACCGUCGCCGGCGCAGGCACCAAAGUCAGACGAGCCGGAUGACAUGUCAGAGUUUUGGAAGACGGAGCUGGAACGGCAGAACCAGGAGUUCGCAGACCAGCAGCGGGUGCUGGAGGAGAGGGCAGCGCAGCAGGCGCUGAUGCAACAGCAGGCGGCGAUGCGGGCACAACAAGAGUUUGAGCAGCAGCAGCGCGACCUGGCGGCACAACAGCGGCGCGAGCAGGAGGCGCUGGCGGCACAACAAGCACAGUGGCAGACGCAGGGCCAGCUGGCGGACUUGCAGCGUGAGAACCUAAACGCGCGGGCACAGUACGAGCAAGACCAGCUGCUGUUGCAGCAGUACGACGCGCGGGUCAAGGCGCUGGAGAACGAGCUGCAGCAGCAGCAGGUGAAUGCGGGGCGGCAGCAUGGAGCCAAGGACGACCAGAUUAAGGCGCUGCAGGAGCAGGUGAACACGUGGCGGUCCAAGUACGAGGCACUGGCGAAGCUGUACGCACAGCUGCGGCACGAGCACCUGGACCUGCUGCAGAAAUUCAAGCAGGUGCAGCUAAAGGCGGCGUCGGCGCAGGAGGCGGUGGACCGGCGUGAGAAGCUGGAGCGGGAGCUGAAGACGAAGAACCUGGAGCUGGCCGACAUGAUCCGCGAGCGCGACCGGGCGCUGCACGACCGCGACCGGGUCAAGGGCUCGAGCAAGGACGACACAGAGCGGCUGAAGCGGGAGCUGCGGAUGGCACAGGACCGGGCGGACAACCUGGAAAAGGCCAAGGGCAACGAGCUGUCGACGAUGGUGUCCAAGUACCACCGCGAGCUGGCCGACCUGGAGGAGGCAUUGCGGCUGAAGACGCAGGCACUGGAAGAGGCGCGAGGCCAGGCUCGCAACGGGUCGUCGGACCUGGAGCGGGAGCUGCGAGACAAGGAAGACGAGCUGGCCGUGUACAAGGCGGGCAUGGACCAGGCGCUGGAGGAGCUGGAGGUGCUGAAGGAGGGCCAGUCAGCGGACGUGGAGAUCGACUCGCUGGUAGUCGGCAAGCUGGACGAUCUGGUGGACGCCGUGUUGGACGCAGCAGCAACGCGGGUGGACGACUCGCUGUACGAGCUCGACUCGACGCUGCACGCAGGCAACCCGUCGGCAAUGCCGCCGUAUCUGCUGUCGCAGGUGGAAAAGGCGUCGUCAGCAGCGAUGGAAUGCGCCACGUCGUUCAACAACUACAUUGCAGACGGGGCGAACACGGCGCCGACAGCACUGGCAGAACUGCCGAAGAACAUCUCGACGUUGGCGAGCGCGGUGGCCGACAUUGUGCCGAGCGUGAAGGGGAUCGCGCGAAGGACAGCAGACGACGACAAGCUGGUGAACGCAGCACGGUUCUCGGCACAGGCGACGGCACGAUUCUUCCGCAACCUGCAGAGCUGGCGGCUGGACGGACUGGACGCGCUGCAGAAGACGGACGUUGUGAUCAACGGCAACAACGAUGUGCAGCUGGCGCUGCAGUCGCUGAACAAGCUGGUGGACGUGCUGCCACGGGGCUUUACACUGGGCAAGAGCGGCGACCCGGGCGAGAUUGUGGAGCAGGAGCUGGCCAAGGCGAUGAAGGCGGUGGAGGCAGCGGCGGCACGACUGGUGGCUCUGCGAAACAAGCCGCGGGACCCGUUUGCGGCAUACGAGGUCAAGGUGCACGAGGCGAUCCUGGACGCGGCAGCGGCAGUGACAUCGGCGGUGGCGGAGUUGGUGCGGGCAGCGACGGCGGCGCAGAACGACAUUGUACAGGCAGGCAGGGGAGCAUCGUCGCGGACGGCGUUUUACAAGAAGAACAAUCGGUGGACAGAAGGGCUGAUCUCGGCGGCCAAGGCAGUGGCGGCAGCGACGAACACGCUGAUCGAGACGGCGGACGGUGUGCUGUCGGGACGCAACAGCCCGGAGCAGCUGAUUGUGGCGUCCAACGAUGUGGCAGCGAGCACGGCGCAGCUGGUGGCAGCGAGCCGCGUGCGGGCGGUCGGCGGAAUCGCCAGCCGAACGCAGGAGGGUCUGGAGACGGCCAGCAAGGCGGUUGGGGCGGCGUGCCGGGCGCUCGUGCGGCAGGUGCAGGCGCUGCUGCGGCCGUCGGCCGAGGACGCGGUCGACUACUCCAAGCUGGGGGCGCACGAGUUCAAGGUGCGCGAGAUGGAGCAGCAGGUGGAGAUCUUGCAGCUGGAAAACGCACUGUCGGCAGCGCGCAGCCGGCUGGGCGAGAUGCGCAAGAUCUCGUACCAGGAAGAGUGA
Molecule: messenger RNA, 3108 nt
Organism: Grosmannia clavigera kw1407
Lineage: Eukaryota; Fungi; Ascomycota; Sordariomycetes; Ophiostomatales; Ophiostomataceae
Product: cytoskeleton assembly control protein
Exons: 4
Coding region: 1-3108 (1035 amino acids)
Biological process (GO): actin filament organization; endocytosis; clathrin coat assembly
Cellular component (GO): actin cortical patch; clathrin-coated vesicle
Molecular function (GO): clathrin-cargo adaptor activity; actin filament binding; clathrin light chain binding
Source: RefSeq, a predicted model, not a curated record